This is a messenger RNA of Cyclocybe aegerita, 342 nucleotides long. Lineage: Eukaryota; Fungi; Basidiomycota; Agaricomycetes; Agaricales; Hemipholiotaceae. The record is from the annotation of a GenBank genome assembly.
AUGUUGGCCCUCAUGACCCUCACCUCCUGCGCCGCCCUCCUCUUCGUCUAUAUAUUUAUGCCCGCCCUCUGGCUCUCAAUCAUGUCCGCAGACGAGUCCUUGGACGCUCACGAGUCGGGUCUCGCCCUCGUCGCUGCUCGCAAUCCGUUCCGCGAAUCAGGCCCUCCCGCCAACAUGGCGAAGCUUAUUCUGCUACGGCACAAAAUUCAAACAAGUAACAGGAAACGACGGAGUUCAUCCCAUUCACGACAGGCGCCCCGAGCGCUCCCAAUUCCGACAUCCCGCCCGAAGGCCCCUUGGAUGCGUUUCGGCAGACCCUUUGGCGGAAAGCAACAUCACUGA